UGUUUUUACGCGGUGCCACUUAAAAGGAACAAGAUACCACCUCCCCCACUGCACCGGCACCUUCCUGCUCAAGUGUACGUAGGAGGUCCAGAGUCUGACAGUACAUUUCCUCGUACGUAUCAUUGAUCAUGACCUACUUAGUUUUAUAGCAUUUCUCUUUUGUUUUUUGGGAAGUUGGCCACCAGUCUCAUCCACUUUGGACGAUCCAAAAGCUCGUUAUGGCAGGCAAGACCGUCACCAUGGCGGAUCCCAUAUCUAGCUCUCCGCCUCGAAGAGACAGCUCCAGGAUACACUCCUCCCCGCCGAGACGAGCCAAUGCCAAAGAGAGAAGAAAUCCGUCCAUCACACCUAGGAAGUUUCGACGCUUCUUCACUCCGAGACCGCGUGUACCGUCUCAUCACGCAUCGGGUCAUAUAAGUCCGGCUCGUGAGGCCUUGCGCGAGCUGGCCGCUCCCCGUAUCAACCGCUCUAGCUAUCAGACACCGGCUCCCUCGAGUCCCUUAAAGGCUCCCAUGAGAGACGAAUACUAUCAGGAUGAGGGUCAUGAUGCCUACAAUACUCGGGCUAAACGGCGCAGAUUAGAGCACACGCCCGAAUUAUCACCAAUUCGUCCACGAUACCUCGAACCGAGCCUCAUCAGCGCAGAAUCCCCCGGACGGACCAAUCCAGCACUCCUGAGUCCCAUUGGAUCAAUGCGGUCAUGUCAGGAGAGUAUGGACACGGACGAUAGCGAGUAUGAUGAGAGCAAUAUGGGUGAUCAUAGGCCGACCAGCCGCCUCGCACCGUUGACAAGCCGUGGCCUCACUGGUCAUCUUUUGCAACGGCAACUAGGUGGUAUCCCCAGGGCUGGAAGAUCAUAUAUGGCAUGCCCGGUGUCUGAUUGGAGGACAGAAACCGCCGACUUCUACACUCGGCCUGAUGAUGCUUACCAUUGUACAAGUUAUGAUGGCUCAGGUCGCUGUAUACCCUUCUGUACAGCAACGUGUCAUACAAAUAGCCUCGUAGCUGUCGGCGACGAAGAGGGGCGAGUCCGCCUUCUUGAGUCCUCGGGCGACGACUCGCAAUCUUUCAGCAAAACCCACCUGUCCUUCCAGGCACACAGCAAUGCCAUAAUAGACCUGGCCUUUUCGUCCGACGACUACCUUCUGGCCACAGCAUCCGGUGACCAGACUGGCCGGGUUAUAGAUAUGAUGACUCAAACACCCAUUGCGUUUCUUCAUCAUCAUACGGCCUCCCUAAAGCAAGUGCGGUUUCAACCUGGAAAGGCGAACGGCUCUGUUCUAGCUACAUCUUCGCGUGACGGCAGUGUUCAGAUAUGGGAUCUCCGGUGUAAGGGUCCAGUACAAGACAUUCCACCUCUUCCUGACCGUGAGGCUGGCAUAGGCUUCCGUUUGCCUUCACCAAAAGCAGGUUGCGUCGUGAACAGUUUGAAGAAUGCACAUGCCAUAAUUUCUGGACAGCCCCGGCAAGCCACAGCCGGCGGACCCGGAGAUACACCUUCCAGAGGCGAAAUUCCAGGCCGCAUUGGGGACGUAUCCGUCACAGCUCUUCACUUCCUCCCCGAGGGACAGGAGCACCUUCUCCUGACAGCAUGCGAAGCAGACGCCUCUAUCAAACUUUGGGAUAUUCGAACAACGUCGCGAGGCAAGAACACACCAGUGUCCAUCACCGCUCCGCCAACCUCCCAUUCGCACUGGCGUCCCUUCGGCAUCUCAUCUCUGGCCCUCAGCAGCGACAAAUCACGCUUGUAUGCCCUUUGUAAGGACAACACCGUGUAUGCAUACUCGACACCGCACCUCAUACUAGGCCAAGCACCUGAUCUUGCAUUGCGUGAGCCGGCACGGAGAAGAUACGGUAAUACAACAUAUCAGGGUCUGGGGCCCAUGUACGGCUUCCGCCACCCCUCCUUCCACGCCACGAGUUUCUAUGUCAAGUGCGCGGUACGGCCUGCACGCGAUGGACGCAGCGAGUUGCUUGCCGUAGGAAGUAGCGACGGGUGUGCGGUAGUGUUUCCCACGGCGGAGCGGUAUUUCCGUGAUGACUUGUCCGGCGCCAUAGGCUCGGGUGUCCGCAGACCACUUUUCCAAUUACAGCGGACCAACACCGCGUCAUACAUGAACAAAGACGAUAUACCGAUUGUACGAACUGGAACACCGCUCGUCCGAGGCCAUGAUCGCGAGGUUGGCGCGUUAGCCUGGACGGAUCGCGGCAAAUUGGUCACGGUCGGCGAUGAUUACUUAGUCCGUUGCUGGAGUGAGGGCCGGGACCAGGCAAGAGACCUGAGAAUCGGUGGUGAGACAGGUGGCAGGCGAUGGGGAUGUGGAUGGGCCAAUGUGGGCGAAGCCUGGGACGGCGAUUUUGAAGAUGAUUGA
This is a messenger RNA of Pseudomassariella vexata, 2372 nucleotides long. RefSeq names its product WD40-repeat-containing domain protein. Gene Ontology annotation, cellular component: nucleus. The record is from RefSeq and is a predicted model, not a curated record. The transcript is spliced from 4 exons. Gene Ontology annotation, biological process: proteasome-mediated ubiquitin-dependent protein catabolic process. The coding region runs from base 219 to 2372 and encodes 717 amino acids. Lineage: Eukaryota; Fungi; Ascomycota; Sordariomycetes; Amphisphaeriales; Pseudomassariaceae. Gene Ontology annotation, molecular function: protein-macromolecule adaptor activity; protein binding.